Molecule: messenger RNA, 615 nt
Organism: Penicillium lagena
Lineage: Eukaryota; Fungi; Ascomycota; Eurotiomycetes; Eurotiales; Aspergillaceae
Exons: 1
Coding region: 1-615 (204 amino acids)
Source: RefSeq, a predicted model, not a curated record
AUGCCUGCCCCCGUCGAACCCACCAACUUCGUUGUCGUGGUGCGCGACCUCGGCGACGACGAGCACUAUGUGAUGGAAGCCUUUGAGUCCCACGCUGAACACUGCCCCCACUGCGCCGAUCCGCUACAAACCCACCGCGACGGCGGCGACCUUUGCGAGCGCGGCCGCCAGUACGCCCGCGACGUCGCCGAGUACCUAUACUGCCAAAACGGGAAACACUACUCCGUCGUCGACCGCGAGAGCGGCCAACCCAAGCGUGUCAAGCUCCCGCGCGACGCUCUUGCCGUCCGCAGCUUGCUCGCCGCUCUGGAAGAUGGUCUCCGUCUCCGUGCGCCGGCUGUGCGCGCUCCGGAAAUCAGCUACGACCGCACCUACCCCGUUGGCCCUCGUCGCCCGGCUGUCGAGCACAUCCAGCCUCGGCCCAGCACGCCUGAGUCGCCCUCGCGUGCUAUCAUCGAGCGUGAGCCUCGCUCGCCGAAACGACGCACUAUCGUCUACCAUUCGCCGCGUGUCUCGCCCGCCCGAGGCUCCUUGUACAAUGCGGACCGCGUGGACCGCGUGGAGCGUCUGUACGAGUCCUCGCGCAUCUAUCGGCCGGCGGAGUACUACCGCUGA